AUGGCGGACAUACAUCAAGUUUCCUCUUCUGAGGAUGAGUUCGAUCUCCCUCCUGGAACGUUCAAAUUGAUUCGAGACGAUGAGUCGGAUGAGCACGGCCAACGGGUUGUCAUGCUCGACCCAAUGCCGUCAAACGAUCCCAACGAGCCAUUGAAUUGGAGCACAAUGCGAAAGUCGGUCAAUUUUACCAUUGUGCUAGCAAUGACAAUCAUCAUCUUCACAGCAUUAUCCAUCCAAGCGAUAUUCUGGCAGCAGAUGACCGUGGAUCUCCAAGUGACAUACACCGAGUUGAAUCGAGCCAUGUCAGUCAAUUUCGUCGGCCUGGCUACCGGGUGUAUAUUCUUCAUCCCCUUCGCGAGAAAAUACGGUCGACGACCAGUUUACAUUGUCUCUACCGCUUUCAUGUUGAUCACAUCUUUUUGGACAUCGAGAAUGCAUAGCAUAACCGAGCUAUAUGUGACGAACCUACUGCAAGGCUUGGCUGGUGCUACCAAUGAAUCCAUUGCUGAGAUAACUAUUGCCGACCUGUUCUUUGUUCACCAUCGCGGAUCGAUGAAUGGUUUGUAUAUGACCUGUGUAAUGAUCGGUAGUUUCUUGACCCCCAUGGCAGCCGGUACCCAAGCUACAAGACAAGGAUGGCGGAUGUCCUAUCAGACCAUGGGUGUCUUCAAUGCCGUGCUAUUCUUAUGUUUCUGUUUCCUAUACGAGGAGACAAAAUAUGUUCCUCUCUUCACAGGAAGAACAAGUACCACCGAAGAGGAGAACGAACAAAUCGAGGUAUCUUCACAACAUAAAAAGAAACAGCAAGACAAAGGAGAUACCACAACAGCUGCCCAGAAAAUCAAGUCGGCCACAAAGCCCAGCGCAGGUCACCACCACCUCGAUCUAACAAUUCCAUGCAGCUCAUGGACAAAGCGACUGGCGCUUAUAACACCCACACCGGAGCCCAUCUGGCCUCAUUUCUACCGCCCAUUUCGAGUAUUCAUCUUCCCAGCCGUUGCAUUCGCCGCCCUCCAGUACGCAGCAGGCGUUGUCUGGCUUACCAUCCUAUCCAACGUGCUAGCACUCACAUUUCCAUUGCCGCCCUACAAUUUCACACCCGAACAGAUAGGAUUCAUGAGUGUCGGUCCAUUCAUCGGUAACGUCUUCGGUGCUGUAUAUGGUGGUGUUCUAGGCGACAGGUCCAUCCUUUACUUUUCGCGGAGAAACAAGGGAUACUACGAGCCCGAGAUGCGUCUUUAUAUCUUGCAUCUUCCCGCUAUCCUCAUGGCGGGUGGCUUGAUUAUGUUCGGUGUCACCAUCUCCCGGGGCAUGCAUUGGAUCUAUCCCAGUGUGGCGGGCGCCCUGUUCGGUUUCGGACUGGGUAGUAUCGGUGACGCGGCACUUGUCCUGGUCAUGGACAGUUACCAAGAUAUAACCGGUGAAGCCUUCACUGCCGUCGCAUUUAUGCGUAACGCAGUUAGCAUCGGGAUCCCCUUUGCGAUAUCACCUUGGAUCCAAAGCAACGGUCUGCAGACGAUGUUCAUCGCAUGUGGCUUCAUCAGCUUUGGUGUAACACUGACCAUUAUACCUAUGGUCAUCUGGGGUAAAGACGUCCGUCGCGGGCUUGCGGGACGAUACCGUGGUAUUGUUGAGAAACACGGGCGUGCUGGUCCGCGGUGA
This is a messenger RNA of Penicillium antarcticum, 1662 nucleotides long. RefSeq names its product putative MFS transporter. Gene Ontology annotation, molecular function: transmembrane transporter activity. The record is from RefSeq and is a predicted model, not a curated record. The coding region runs from base 1 to 1662 and encodes 553 amino acids. The transcript has 8 exons. NCBI's taxonomy places the organism in Eukaryota, Fungi, Ascomycota, Eurotiomycetes, Eurotiales, Aspergillaceae. Gene Ontology annotation, biological process: transmembrane transport.